Molecule: messenger RNA, 1362 nt
Organism: Didymodactylos carnosus
Lineage: Eukaryota; Metazoa; Rotifera; Eurotatoria; Philodinida; Philodinidae
Source: the annotation of a GenBank genome assembly
AUGUUCAAUCCACCGGAGAUCGACUAUCAUCGUUAUUAUCGUUCAUCACCGUCAAAAGUCAUCACUACAAGUGAUGAUGCACUACGGAUAUUAACUGAUACCGAUUCAUUGUGGAAAUUUUCUUCGUACGAUCUGUUAUUAAGUAUUAAUGCUUAUAUGCCAUUUAAUGAGACAAUGUUAAGUCCGACAAACAUUUCAUCAUCUGCUGUCAAUUCAUCGUCUUGGCAACCGGCCGAAGAUGAUGUUAGUAAUGCAUUAUUGUAUUUAAUCGUUCCCAUUUAUUCUAUCGUCUUCGUUACCGGUACUAUUGGAAAUAUUCUUGUCAUAUUAACUGUUCUAACAGUUAAACAAAUGCGAACAACAACAAACGCACUUGUUCUCCAUUUAGCUAUAGCUAAUCUAGCAUUUGUUCUAUUAUGUAUCCCACAUACUCUCUACGUUUACGUGGCUCCAUCUUAUCGGUUCCCAAAAGCUAUUUGCAAAGUGACUUAUACUAUGAUGUAUUUAAGUGCAUAUGUUAGCAUUUACAUUCUAGUACUAAUGUCUAUCGAUCGAUUUCUGGGUGUUGUACUAGCCAUAAAAUCCACACGUUUUCGAACACAGCGAAAUGCUCACAUUGCCGUAAUAAUUGUUUGGCUAUUUGGAAUUAUAUUUGCAUCGCCAAAUAUGUUUGUCUACGAUGUUAUCCCCUAUGAACAACAUGUAUUUUGUAAUACAAAGACAGAUGUACCAUUCUUAAAUUUAGUACGAAAAAUAUCGGCCUAUUGUUUUGCAUUACUUGGUCUCUUUAUCCCAUUAGCUCUUAUAGCUAUUCUUUAUGGACUAAUUAUCAAUACGUUAAGAAAAAAUGCCAAAGGUAAACAAGUACAAAAGGGUAAAAAACGUGUUACAAAAAUGGUAUCUGCUGUUAUUUCGUCGUUUGUUAUUUGUUGGUCACCAAUGCAAAUUUAUCUAUUGUAUACUCAAGUUUACUCACAAACUAUCAUAUCACUUGCCAUUAUUGCACAAACACUUGUCUACGUCUCAUCAUGUAUUAAUCCGAUAUUGUAUGCAUUUCUAUCAGAACCAUUUCGUAAAACAUUUCAACAAUUUUUAACAUGUUCAAAAAUCAAAUUGAUUACCACUGACGCUGUUAUAGCUGAUAAUCCGUCAAAACAUACCAGUAGAACAGACGGUUCAGUUAUUAAACUGCAACUUGAAUCAAAAAAUAAUACUAAUUUACUAUCGAAAAAGAGUCAUAGACGUAUUCUGAACAAAAGCGGUGAAAACGUAAAAAUUAAUUUAAACAAUAUUGAUGGUAAUACUUCAAUGACAUAUGAGGUUACGAAAUAUGAAAGAUUACCAACAAAUAGUAUAACGUGA